UUACUCAACAGUAUUGAGGGCGUUAAUAUUUGUUGACAUGGUUUUUCUUGAUUUUCGACAGUUAUUCUACAAGUAAUUACAUUUUUAUUUAUAAACUCUAAUCAACCAAACCACUGUCACAAUGAUUGAGUCAUAGUCGUACUGUACAUAUAAUCUCAAAUGAGGAAAAAUAAGCAAUAAAUAUAAAUACAUUUUCCACCACAGAUAGAAGUUGCCUGUGCUUAUAGGCUACAUUUUGAAAAACUCAGCAUAUCACAAUGUUUAGUUUUCAAAUGUUUGAUAAUGUUCAGAGGACAUACAAAUCACAGUACCGCUGCUUUUCAGUUUCUAUGUUACACGGAAACUGCCGUCAGGAUGUUGAAAGAGGAGGAAAAAUUAUUAUGCCACCUUCUGCUUUGGAUGCCUUGACUCGCAUGAACAUCAUGUACCCGAUGUUAUUCAAAUUGACAAAUCGAAAAGAGACACGUGAAACACAUUGUGGUGUCUUAGAAUUUGUUGCUGACGAAGGAAAAGUCUAUUUACCUUACUGGAUGAUGCAAAACCUACUGCUUCAAGAAGGGGACCUUCUUCAGCUGGAGAGCACUUCGUUGCAAGUGGCAACUUUUUCUAAAUUUCAACCUCAAUCUGUUGACUUUUUAGAUAUUUCAAAUCCCAAGGCUGUAUUGGAGAAUAUUUUAAGAGGUUUUGCUUGCCUUACAAGAGGAGAUAUGAUUGCUAUUAAGUACAAUGAUAAGAUAUAUGAACUGAAAGUAUUAGAAACAAAGCCUGCAGAUGCAGUGUCUAUCAUUGAAUGUGACAUGAGCGUGGAUUUUACAGCACCAGUAGGCUAUGUUGAGCCACAGAGAAUCAAGCCCCAAGAGCCAGAACCUGAGAGUAUGCAAGUGGAUGAAACAGACUACAUUGAUGAGAGCAAGUUCAUGGCAUUUCAAGGUUCUGGGAACCGUCUGGAUGGCAAGAAUAAGAAUCUAGACUCCAAACCAGUCCCCUUACAGCCACACAUAUACAAACGUGGAAUUCCAAACUACGACUACAGACAAGGAACGAUUACAUUUAUAAGAACAGUAAAACCAACAGCUAAUCCAGAUCAGUCCGAGGACCAGCUUGAAAGUUUUGAAGCAUUUACUGGCGAAGGAAAUAGACUGAGGAAAAAAACUGCAAGAGUUAAAUGAAUUAUGAAAAAGGAACUUUCACUGAUAAAACAAAAUUGAAAAUAUAAUGCAAAUUAUAUUAUGAGAAUGUUGUAUAUUCCUUUAUAUAAAUUUUCAUAAACAAGAAUAAGAUAUUAAUUUCAGGUGGCAUCAAUUUUUAUUUAUUUCAAAUCAAAACCAACAGCGAAAAAUAAGUGCCACUUACAAGACACAGAUAAGAUAAGAAACAGAUAAGAUAAGAUAUAUAUAAACGACGACAAAGAUAUCAAGAAAAAGGAAAAUUUGUUAAAAAAUUAUUGCACAUGCAUUUGUCAGAAGAAAAUAUAAAAAGCACAAAAGAAAAAUUCACAAUAGAAAAAUUCAACAAAUGUUAAGGAUGUGCCAUCUGUGUUGAGUUUGGCAGCAGCUCCAAAAAUUUCCCGACGAUUGGGUCGAAUGCGUGUUCGUGGCGAAGUCCAAGGUCCCUGACACAGUAUCCACACCCACCUUUUAAAGUUCGAUACUUUCAAUUAAUAUAUAGAACAAGAAUGUAUCUCGUAGCUAAUCAGCAGACACAGAAUAAUACCCUAAAUUUGCUGGUAGCAAGUAAUGAAUUUUGGUAGUAAAAUUCUGUAAAUAAUCAAAUCUGAAAUGCCUCGAUUUAGAUUUGUGUUUCUUAUGUGGGAAACACAACACAGAUAAAACACGAAAGUCUGAACAUUAUUUCCAGUGGAAACGUCAUUCUGCUGGUGAAUUACCAAGAGACAAUUUAUGCUCUUUUGCAAUAGUGGUGCGUUCUGUAACGUUCACAUGGGCCAUCUUGCACACAAGACCAACAGACGGGUUAAACGUUUCCGAAAACCAUUAUUCUAGUAAGUUGAAUAUCAGCCCUCCGCUAACAAGAGCGACCGCUCACCAGGCCGCAUGUUCCUCAACACUUAAAUAUGGUAACAUGCGCAAGCUAUGAUAUUGGGUUUUUUGAAUGAGCAAUUAAAAAUGUUUAAACAAUUAGAAUGUUAAUGUAUAUCAAAACAAAUAUUAUUUAGAAUGUUCAUUUGUACAGAAUUAGAAUGUCUUAAAAUUGAAAAAAAAAAGAUUAAUACCAAGACGGGAUUCAAAUUCACGACCUUUGGUUCAACCGCGCCAUCCAUGCAAUGCGCCUUACUAGUGGUAAUGUACAGUCCUUGCUGAAAACCCCUGUUUAGUUACGUAGGUGUAGGGGAACACUUGGUGGGUCUAACUUUAAAAAGGGCGAUGAACGUUUGUUGGAAAUCGCCUCUAGUUUCUGUGUACAAAAUUUACUGCUCAACUGUUCAAAACUGGUGACACUGGACGCUUUUAAAAGUUCUAGUAACAACAACAAGAAGAACAGCAGUGAGGUUCUGGGGUCAGCGCGUUGUGCGGACCCAAAAACGAAGAGCAUAGCAAUGGAAUUGAACCAGGGACUAGUGAUCUGAAAUGUUCUAUAUCACGGGUGGGCGUAAAAAUCGGACGGAAGUCCAAAGUGAUUUUUUUUUUAUUUAACACUGAGGGCCAGACCCAAACUUUGAUGUUUCCAGUGAGCUUCAAAAAGCCUCCAAGCACUGCUUUUACAUCACUUAUUCUCUCAGUUUUAAUGUUAAAAUAAGAGUUCUUGUCAAAGAAAAUUUGAUAUCUGGACACAGCUUACAGUCCCUGUCCAGGUUAUCAAAUUGUAUUGGAAAAAAAAAUAUGUGAAAUGUCUGAGUAUGGUCAUGAUGUAGAAGCGAUUGGCGCAUUGGUCGUUGCUUGUACUUCCAACUUUGAGGUCAGGGGUUUGAAACUCUCGCUGUGCAAGUUGCUUGUGUCCUUGGGCAAUUACCUACGGUUGUCUCUUCACCCAGGAGUACAAGUGGGUACCUGGUUGGUUUAAACGCAACCAUGCGCUCAUUACAAUGCCAUAAUGUUGAAACUUUACAGUUCGAUAGUGUGGACGCAGUUUUAGAGUGGUUAUCUUUCCUCAUUACAGUAUAUCAGUGAUUUACUCACCAUGUAGCAGUGGGUGUGAACAUAUCUUUGAAUUGUAUUUGAAACAUUAAACUUUAAAUAUUUCUUCGUGACAUGUUUACACUAUUUUGUGAGAUUCGUGCAAUGCAUGCCUGUUACAGUUUCUAUUUUAUAGGCCUAUUUAGGUUUCAUUAUUUAGCUUACGUUGAAUAUAGAAAAUAAAGCAUAACAAACAAUUAGGUA
Anneissia japonica is the source of this 3335-nucleotide messenger RNA. Its product is annotated as ubiquitin recognition factor in ER-associated degradation protein 1-like. Bases 258 to 1169 code for a protein of 303 amino acids. The transcript has 11 exons. Gene Ontology annotation, molecular function: polyubiquitin modification-dependent protein binding. NCBI's taxonomy places the organism in Eukaryota, Metazoa, Echinodermata, Crinoidea, Comatulida, Comatulidae. Gene Ontology annotation, cellular component: VCP-NPL4-UFD1 AAA ATPase complex. The record is from RefSeq and is a predicted model, not a curated record.